Zingiber officinale is the source of this 1686-nucleotide messenger RNA. Its product is annotated as myb-related protein B-like. NCBI's taxonomy places the organism in Eukaryota, Viridiplantae, Streptophyta, Magnoliopsida, Zingiberales, Zingiberaceae. The record is from RefSeq and is a predicted model, not a curated record. The transcript is spliced from 2 exons. The coding region runs from base 1 to 1686 and encodes 561 amino acids.
AUGGACGUGCGGUCGGAAUCUCCGGCAUCGAAAAAGGUACACUGGACGGAGGCAGAAGACGCCAUUCUAUUUGACUACGUCAAGCAUCACGGCGAAGGAAAGUGGAACGCCGUCGCCAAAGCCACCGGACUCGCUCGAUGCGGCAAAAGCUGCCGCCACCGGUGGCUCAAUCAUCUGAAGCCGAACCUCAAGAAAGGUCCGAUUACACCUGAAGAAGAGCAUUUGAUCAUCCAACUCCAAGCCCAGAUGGGCAAUAAAUGGGCUCGCAUCGUCAAACACUUGCCUGGUCGCACUGAUAAUGAGAUCAAAAAUUUCUGGAACUGCAAGAUGAAGAAAUUUAAAUCUCGCGGGGUUGGUGUUGUUCCCCUUCCUUCGCCACCUCCAGUUUGGGAUCCUUCGAAUGUCCAGCAGCAGCAGCCGCCAUUGGUGGACUCGUCUCUUCUCCAACUUGUAGCUCUCGAAUCCAGGGCUCCUAACGUUCCCGUGCACGGUGUGCCUGUGCCGCCGUCGAUGCCUGAUAUUGUUGGUCAUUAUUUGCAUCCUGGGGCUAUCGGAGAAGUCAUGGAGAUCGCAGUAGCGAUGUUGCAGAGCAGGGGAAUUACAAUUCCUAAUUCUCUUCCACGAGUUCCAGCUCCUUCGCCGUCGCAGAUGAUGGCCAUAGUCAACGUGGAUCCUCAAGCUUCUUGGCCGACGAUGCCCGUGGCUAAUGUCGAUCCUCUAUCUCCUCUACAGUUGCCCAUGCCCAUAGUCAGUGUGGGUGAUCCAGCUCCUUUCCCGUCGCCGAUGAUGUCCAUGGCUAACGUGGAUCCUCAAGAUCCUUGGGAUGUGGAUCCUCAAGCUUCUUGGCCGUCGUUGCCCGUGGCUAAUGUCGAUCCUCUAUCUCCUCUACAGUUGCCCAUGCCCAUAGUCAGUGUGGGUGAUCCAGCUCCUUUCCCGUCGCCGAUGAUGUCCAUGGCUAACGUGGAUCCUCAAGAUCCUUGGGCGUUGUUGCCGACGAUGACCAUGGACAAUGUGGAUCCUCUAGCUCCUCUGCAGUUGCCCAUAGCCAGUGUGGGUGAUCCAGCUCCUUUGCCGUCGCCGAUGAUGUCCAUGGUCAACGUGGAUCCUCAAGCUUCUUGGGCGUCGUUGCCGACGAUGACAAUGGCCAAUGUGGAUCCUCUAGCUCCUCCGCAGUUGCCCAUAGCCAGUGUGGGUGAUCCAGCUCCUUUGCCGUCGCCGAUGAUGUCCAUGGUCAACGUGGAUCCUCAAGCUUCUUGGGCGUCGUUGCCGACGAUGACAAUGGCCAAUGUGGAUCUUCUAGCUCCUCCGCAGUUGCCCGUAGUCAGUGUGGAUGAUCCAGCUCCUUUGAUGUCCAUGGCUAACGUGGAUCCUCAAGCUCCAUGGGCGUCGUUGCCGACGAUGACCAUGGACAAUGUGGGUGAUCCAGCUCCUUUGCCGUCGCCGAUGAUGUCCGUAGUCAACGUGGAUCCGCAAGCUCCUUGGACGCAGUUGCCGAUGAUGUCAAUGGUCAAUGCAGAUCCUCUGCCUCCUUCGCAGUUUCCCAUGGCCGGCGUGGAUCAUCCAACUCCUCCGUCGCUGUCGAUGACUCCUACAGUUGGCGUGGAUCCUUCGUUGGAUCUUGGCGUCGAUUUUGAUUUUGAUUUCGAUAUGGACAUGAUGCAGUCAGCUCUAGAGUCUCUAGGUUAG